Messenger RNA from Clarias gariepinus (North African catfish), 3681 nucleotides. RefSeq names its product hyperpolarization activated cyclic nucleotide-gated potassium channel 4 (gene hcn4). Gene Ontology annotation, cellular component: membrane. Gene Ontology annotation, molecular function: voltage-gated potassium channel activity. Lineage: Eukaryota; Metazoa; Chordata; Actinopteri; Siluriformes; Clariidae. The coding region runs from base 16 to 3681 and encodes 1221 amino acids. Gene Ontology annotation, biological process: transmembrane transport; potassium ion transport. The transcript is spliced from 8 exons. The record is from RefSeq and is a predicted model, not a curated record.
AGGUUGCAUCCUUCCAUGCGCAAAAGGCUGUACAGUUUGCCACAGCACGUCGGCCGGAGCGCUUCGACCAUGUGCGACGGGGAUGACGGAGACCGCGACUCGCACCGGAGGAGCAUCCGGAUGAAGCCACUUGCUUCCCCGGGCGCCGCUGAGAGCAGCAGGAGCGCAGACACGGCGUCCGUGGCGUCCGCGGCAGCCGCGCUCUCAGACCCGGAGCCGGCCCGAGGCGCGAAAAGCAACUCAAACGGCGACUGCAGGAGGUUCCGAGGGAGCUUGUCGUCUCUCGCCGGCCGCCACAGCCACGAAUCGGACUCGGCUGAAGAGAAGCGUCUGAUCAGCGAAGCAGACCCGAGCCCGAGCGAGGAGAGUCCUCCCGGGGCGAGAGGUGGAGGUAGUGGAGGUGGUAGUGGCGCCGGUAGCACCGCUGGUGCAGGUGUGGAACCAGGAGCGCACGACUCUCCAGAGCGGUUUGCCAAGCUGGACGGCGGCAUUGAGCACGUCCUGCCCGACGAUGAGAGGUACUACCAGGCGGGGUUCAUGCACAGGCAGUUUGGUGCCAUGCUGCAGCCCGGGGUGAACAAGUUCUCUCUGAGGAUGUUCGGGAGCGAGAAGGCAGUGGAGCGUGAGCAGGAGCGCGUAAAGUCGGCCGGAUUUUGGAUAAUACACCCCUACAGUGAUUUCAGGUUCUACUGGGAUCUCACUAUGUUGUUACUGAUGGUGGGAAACUUGAUCAUCAUCCCUGUGGGCAUCACCUUCUUCAAGGAUGAGCACACUCCUCCCUGGAUCGUCUUCAACGUCGUCUCGGACACCUUCUUCCUCAUGGACCUGGUGCUCAACUUUCGCACGGGCAUCGUCAAGGAGGACAAUACGGAGAUUAUACUGGACCCACAGCAGAUAAAGAUUAAAUAUCUGCGCUCGUGGUUCGUGGUGGACUUCAUUUCCUCCAUCCCAGUGGACUACAUCUUCCUUAUUGUAGAGACACGGAUCGAUUCGGAUUUCUACAAGACUGCGCGCGCACUUAGGAUUGUCCGUUUCACAAAGAUACUCAGUCUGUUACGACUGCUGAGGCUGUCCAGACUCAUACGCUACAUUCAUCAAUGGGAAGAGAUUUUCCAUAUGACCUAUGACCUUGCCAGCGCGAUGGUGCGUAUCGUGAAUCUGAUUGGCAUGAUGCUCCUGCUGUGCCACUGGGAUGGCUGCCUGCAGUUCCUCGUACCCAUGCUGCAGGACUUUCCUCCGGACUGUUGGGUCGCCAAAAACAAAAUGGUGAACGAUACGUGGGGCCAGCAGUACUCGUAUGCCCUCUUCAAGGCUAUGAGUCACAUGCUGUGCAUCGGUUACGGCAUGUAUCCUCCUGUGGGAAUGACGGAUGUUUGGCUCACCAUCCUCAGCAUGAUCGUCGGAGCAACAUGCUAUGCAAUGUUUGUGGGUCACGCCACAGCGCUUAUACAGUCUCUGGACUCCUCACGCAGACAGUACCAAGAAAAGUAUAAACAGGUGGAGCAGUACAUGUCGUUCCACAAGCUGCCAGCGGACAUGCGUCAGAGGAUCCACGAUUACUACGAACACCGUUACCAGGGCAAGAUGUUCGAUGAGGAGAGCAUCCUGGGGGAGCUGAACGAGCCGCUCCGGGAGGAAAUAAUCAACUUCAAUUGCCGAAAGCUUGUGGCAUCGAUGCCUCUGUUUGCCAACGCUGAUCCGAAUUUUGUGACGUCGAUGCUGACGAAGCUGCGCUUUGAGGUUUUUCAGCCUGGAGACUACAUCAUCCGAGAGGGCACCAUUGGAAAAAAGAUGUACUUCAUACAGCAUGGAGUUGUUAGUGUGCUCACUAAAGGGAACAAGGAAACCAAGCUGUCAGAUGGGUCCUACUUUGGAGAGAUCUGUUUACUGACGAGAGGAAGGCGGACAGCCAGUGUCCGAGCGGAUACGUACUGUCGUCUGUACUCCUUGUCAGUGGAUAACUUUAACGAGGUGCUUGAAGAAUAUCCUAUGAUGAGGAGAGCCUUUGAAACUGUCGCCUUGGAUCGCCUCGAUCGUAUAGGAAAGAAGAACUCUAUACUGCAGCACAAGGUCCAGCAUGACUUAAAUUCUGGUGCCCUCAAUUUUCAAGAAAAUGAGAUUAUCCAACAGAUAGUGCAGCACGAUCGGGACAUGGCGCACUGUGCCCACCUGAUGCAAAAUCAAUGCUCCCCAGCUCCUCCAUCACCUACUCCGGUUAUUUGGGCCCCACUCAUCCAGGCCCCUUUACAAGCAGCUGCUGCUACAACAUCAGUUGCUAUUGCCCUGACUCACCACCCACACCUGCCUCCCACACUCUUUCGUCCUUCUACCUCCUCUUUGGGCUCAACAAAAGAACCACAGCGAAACAGGUUCCAGGUUGUGCCCACAUCAACAGCUCCAGGUUCAGCUGGAGACUCGCCUUCGAGCACUCCUCCAAAGCCUCGUUCUGGGCUGGACACUCCUCUACUUGCAACCUUCCGCGCACAUCAUUUAACAGGGCCAGGUGAAUCAAGCAGUAGCACCCAUCAGUCCUCCAGAGGCAGCAUAAGCGGAGUUUCACAUCCUGGGCCUGGUAGAACUUCUGCGAUUACUACUAGCAAUUUUUCCAGAUCUGCAUCUCCACCAUGUAGUACUGCACAGCUCCAUCCUCCACCCAAGUACAAGCAGCCAUUCCCACCAAGUACUCCACCACUGUCUACUCACUUCCAGCAAGGCACCACAGAUGCUGGGACCUUUUCUGGGGCAGCAGCCGAUGGUGCAGUAAGCAUUGCUGUGAGUGGAGCAGUGGGGGACAUGUCAAGUGGAUUGACUGCAAGUGGGUCUCCUGGGGGUCCAUUAGUUGGUGUCACCUCUGGGAUCUUGACCACAAUAUCUUCAAAUGUUAGCCCUCUUUCAACUGGAUCAUUCAGCCAUACCCAGAGUCAGCAAACACAAAAUGCCAAACAGACAUCCACAUUUCAUCAGUUUGCUGGUGGGGGUGGCAGGACUUCUAGUACAUUAAACCUCUUCCAUACACCCACAACAGGAUCCCCAUCCUCCACCAUUUCCCACAUCACUCCAGCCCUUGAAGGCUCUCCUUCAUCAAAUACACAGUCUUUUAACAUACGGUCCUCCUUUUCCUCCCAGCUGCCUUUAGAAAGGUCAGCAUUAGCAUCUUUAGCUCAAUACGGCUCAGCUAAUGCUUCCCCCAGCUACACUCCUCUUCCACCCACCCCUACAGUUCAAAGUCCUGGAAGAACUUUCCGAUACAGUGAACCCUCUAGUGCUGCAGGUUCCCACAGCUCUCUGCUUAUGCCUCAGCAUCCCUACCCUGUUCAACUACCCAGCUGCAACACUUCAGGAACUGAAUCGCCGCUGGGCCGCUUCUCUGAAGAUAUGAAACUGUUGUCCGCCUCUCACCCCUUGCUAAGUGAAGAGGUAGCCCAGGCUAUGGCUCACUCCUCCCCUCGAUCAUCUGUUGAGCCUGGCUGCCACCUUUCUCCUUACUCUUCCCCAACGCUGAUGCCUAAGCCGUGCAGCUCCAUAUCGGGGCACUUUCCUUCCCCUUUACAGACUUCUCCCUGUACACGUCAUCACACCCCAAGCAUAGGGACGUCACCCUCCUUUCCAUUCCGCAGAGCCUCAGAGGCCCAUCCUUCUGAACUGGAACCUCUUUACACCAAACUUCCCUCCAAUUUGUGA